Messenger RNA from Bemisia tabaci, 738 nucleotides. The record is from RefSeq and is a predicted model, not a curated record. NCBI's taxonomy places the organism in Eukaryota, Metazoa, Arthropoda, Insecta, Hemiptera, Aleyrodidae.
AUGCAAUAUGGAAACAAUAGUCAUGUUGAUGAAGAUAACUUUGAUAAGUUUGAAAGCACUUACUAUGAAACUGUUGGAAAAGCUAAAGAAUUGUUGGAGACGCAACCAAGUGUGUUUCCAGUAGCCAAACCUACAACGGCUUUGAAAACUAAAUUAAAACCACCAGAAUUACCGACCUUUUUUGGAGCUUAUGAGCAAUGGCCUUCGUUUUUCCAAAUGUUCAAUUCUUUAGUUCAUUCAAACCUGAACUUAACGGAGAUCAUCAAAUUUCAUUAUUUACGGUCGUCUUUAUCAGGAAAAGCCCUCUCUUUGAUCAGAAGCAUCGACUUCACGGAAGCAAAUUAUCUAGUUACGCUUCAAACUUUGAGAGAUGAAUUCGAAAAUAAGAAGAUAAUAAUACGCAAUCAUUGCGAAGCGAUAGUCAAUCUUGGUUUCCCCACAUGUAUUUGUAAGAAAAAGGAAACAUUAACAGCAAAAGAUUUAGAUAAUAUACACAACAAAAUCAAUCAGGCGGUACAAUCACUGAAUGCUUUGAAGGUGGAUACUACCUCUUGGGACCCACUAGUGGUUCAUUUAGCAACUGCAAAAUUCGAUCAAAGCUCACUGACGGAAUGGGAAAAGGUGGUGCCUACAAAAGAUCCCCCAAGGCUUCAAGAGCUGCUUGAGUUUUUAAAGAAACGUUCAUUUUUACUUGAGUCGGUAGAGCGCAGAAAGUCGCAGUCAAUUCCGAGGGACUAA